Molecule: messenger RNA, 1086 nt
Organism: Mucor velutinosus
Lineage: Eukaryota; Fungi; Mucoromycota; Mucoromycetes; Mucorales; Mucoraceae
Exons: 3
Coding region: 1-1086 (361 amino acids)
Biological process (GO): intracellular protein localization
Cellular component (GO): plasma membrane
Source: RefSeq, a predicted model, not a curated record
AUGUCUGCCGAGAAACCGUACGACUAUCACAGCGAUAGGCAUGAUGAUCUCCCAACAUUGGACCAAGUGCUUACUCGAAAAACGCUUCCGCCCGUGUGCUUAUACAACUUUUACAUCAUAUUGAGAGAUAGACUUAAAAUGGAGGAAGUGCUCGAUUUCUAUCUAGACUUGCAACACCAUGAACUACUAUGGAAGAAAUAUGUCAAAGCAAUGCACCGUAGUGGACAUUUGUCAGAAAGCGAUCUAAGCGAAGGCUAUCAGUCACCUCGUAUCAUGAGUCGAUUAUCUCAAAACAAUUCCUAUUUCCCUGCUGGUUCGUCUAUACCCUCCUCUCCCUCUCCCCAACCACCACAACAACAACAACAACAACAACAACAACAACAACAGCAGCAGCAGCAAACACUUCAUGUGCCAGCAUCCAUCACUCGACCUUCACUGGGCUCGUCCAUUACGACAACGACAGACAAUCUCAACGCACGUUCAGCACCCAGCCGCAAAGACUUGGUGGACUCAUCACAGAGACUCUUGCUUCGCUAUUUGGUACCGUCUGCCACCAAAGAAAUCACGCAACUGCCAGCUGAGCUGGUUACUGCUCUUCGAAAGGAACUGGAAAAGCCAGAGCCUCGCGAUGAUCCCUUGUUGUUUCAAGAAGCAAAGGAGUACUUGUUUGAUUACAUGCAAUUGCAAGCUUAUCCCAAGUUUUUGAGGCUCAAGGUCUGGGGAAACAUCACCUUGUAUCAACAAUUGGGCCGUCUGGUGAUUGGAUUGGUGUGCUUGUUGGCUGCUCUCACAACGUCGCUCAGUUUGAUCUUUUUAGGGUAUCCACAAUGGGGUGUUCGGUUCUGGAUACUGCUACCAUUCUGGAUUGGCGUACUCAACAUGCUGAUAUUCAUGACCGGCUUGGAUCCAAUUUGGGCUCUUGUUUUCAAUAAAAGCGAAACCACCACAUUCAAGUUCAACUCAAUCAAACAACCUCAAGUCAAACGCAUUCUAAGAUCACGAUCCAUUUGGUUAUUAACAAUUAGUAUUGUGAUUGCAGUUAUUUGUACUAUUAUAUUCUGUGCUAUUCCAGCAAGAAAGCUCUAG